Molecule: messenger RNA, 1287 nt
Organism: Humulus lupulus (European hop)
Lineage: Eukaryota; Viridiplantae; Streptophyta; Magnoliopsida; Rosales; Cannabaceae
Exons: 2
Coding region: 1-1287 (428 amino acids)
Source: RefSeq, a predicted model, not a curated record
AUGAUGAGGGAAAUGAUGCAGAAGUUCUCAGAUGGGCGAUCCGCCUAUGCCACCGAACAUUUGGAUCUAGUAUCAAGAACCACUGAGAAAUUGCCUUUCUCGGAAUGGAUUCAGAAUAAGCCAAAGCCUCGGGACUUCGUCAUCCCUUCCCUGCCUGCGUUCAAUGGAAAGGGAGACCCUCUAAACCACCUAUUUCAAUUUCAACAGAAGAUGGCAUUAGAAGCUAAUAACGAAGCCAUACAAUGCAAAGUCUUUUCAAUGACUUUCUCCGGGCCAGCUCUGUUAUGGUUCCGACAAUUAAAGCCCGGGUCACUCAACAGUUUUAGUGAUCUCCGACGGUCCUUCUUACAGCAGUACAGCGCGAACCGAAAGGCGCCCAGAACAAUGGUCGAUCUCUAUCGAAUCGAACAGGGGGAGAAUGAACAUCCGAAAGCAUACUUACAGCGUUUCAUUGACCUUGUGCAUCAAAUCCACGACGUCGACCCACUCAUCGCAGCAAAUCUCUUCGUCAAAAGCCUGCAGGUGGGAUCACUCUUACAUGAGAAUCUCACCAUGACACCACCAUACGACAUGGCAGACGUGCAGACCCGAGCCGAGGGCGUCUUCAGGGUAUUAGAAUUUCGAGAGCGCGCACAAAAGAAGACUGCACUCAUCUCUGCUCCGCCAACAAAUAAUCCUCCACCACCUGCCAGGGAUGACAAGAGGAAACAGAACCAAACAGAUCAUAUGAAGGAAGGAAAAAGGCCAAGACAGGAUCGACAGCCAUCACGAUACCCAUCCUUCGAAUACACCGUCCCGCAAGAAGUCAUUUAUGAAGAAAAUAAAGACAGACCUAUCUGGCGAGAGCCCUACAAAAUUACCACUCCAUCUGACAGAAGGGAUAAAAGCAGAUACUGUCUCUUCCACAAAGAUCACGGUCAUACGAUCGCUGAAUGCCACAAUUUGAACAAUCAGAUCCAAGCCCUCAUGAGGAGCGAGAGGCUUACCCAAUACAUCAAGGAGACAGAACCCACUGAUAACCAAGAGCAUGCAACUAAGAUCCAUAAAAGGAUGGAAGGACGAGUGAAGCGAUACAAAUCAUUAGGCCACGUGGUCAAUCUCGUCACUUCAGAAGACAGAAGCUACCCAGCCUCUGCUAUCACCUUCACCGAUGAUGACCUGAAGGGCGUCCACCUACCCCAUGAUGAUCCACUCGUCAUUUCCCUACAAGUUGACCACUGCCAGCUGGGCAGAGUUCUGAUCGACGGGGGCAGUGGGGUCGACAUCCUCUUCUGGGAAGCCUUCUAG